Geodia barretti is the source of this 2282-nucleotide messenger RNA. The record is from the annotation of a GenBank genome assembly. NCBI's taxonomy places the organism in Eukaryota, Metazoa, Porifera, Demospongiae, Tetractinellida, Geodiidae.
GUCAAAUUUCCAAAACGCGCCGCCAUUCCCGACGUCUCUAGUCUUUGUUGGAGCAGGCUCCAUAGUUUCUCUUCCACUUACAGCCAUUGUCUGAGCAAGGUUUUUCGUGCUGCAACAUGGACCUGAACGAGAUAUUGGCCUUCAAUCCGGAGAAGCCGUCUCUGAAGAGACUGGCAGACGGGGAGCCAGUGGAUUCUGACAUGAGACCCCCGCAUGCCAAGCAGACCCGAGGUGGGGGCCGUAGAGGAGGGGGAGGGGUGGCAGGGGCGAGCGUUUCAGACGAAGAGAAACUGAGGAUUCUGCAGAGUGUGGACGAGGACGAGGAGGAGGAGGAGGGAGAGGGGCUGGACGUCGGGGGAGUCAAGAGAAUGCUGCUCAGCUUUGAGAAGAAGGUGCUGAGGAACCAGGAGAUGAGAGUCAAGUUCCCAGAGCUCCCAGAGAAAUUCAUGGAGAGUGAACUGGAGUUGAACGAGGAACUCCAGACACUCCACGUCAUCGCCACUACCCCGGAGUUUUACCCCAUCCUCUCGGAGCUGAAUGCGGUGCAGACUCUACUUGGCCUGCUGAGCCACGACAACUCUGACAUCGCCCUGGCAGUGGUUGACCUCCUCCAGGAGCUGACAGACGUGGAGACUGUCAGUGAGACCCAGGAGGAGGUGGAGGGACUCGUCGAUGCUCUGCUCAAGGAACAGAUAGUGGCUCUGCUGGUCCAGGUCCUCGACAGGCUGGACGAGAAGGUCCGAGAGGACGCAGACGGCGUCCACAACAUUCUCUACAUCGUCGAGAACAUGUCAGAGUUCAAGAACAGUGAGGUGUGUCUGGCGGCCGGCGAACAGGGGCUCAUAACGUGGCUCCUCCGCCGUCUCCGAGUCCGGCAGUUUGACGCCAACAAGCUGUACGUGGUGGAGAUUGUCGCCAUCUUACUCCAGAGCAACGAGACGAACCAGCGGCUUCUCGGCGAGAAAGACGGCAUCGACAACCUCCUCCAGGCCCUGGCCUACUACAAGAGGCGAGACCCGCAGACGCUGGACGAGAUCGAGAUGAUGGAGAACCUGUUUGACUGUCUGUGCUCCGCCCUCAUGUUCACCCCAAAUCGGGAGCGUUUCUUGAAGGGGGAGGGGCUCCAGCUCAUGAUAUUGAUGCUGAAAGAGAAGAAAAUGUCCCGUCGGUCGGCGCUCAAGGUGCUCAACCACGCCAUGUGCAACGCCGAGGGCACGGAGAACUGUGUCAAGUUUGUUGAGGUGUACGGACUGCGCAGUCUGUUCCCGGUUUUCAUGAAACCUCCGAAAUCAUCAAAGAAAGGGACGAGUGGUUCGGAGCAGGAGUUGGAGGAGCACAUGUCGUCGAUCAUAGCCUCUCUCUUCAGGAACGUGCAGGGAGCCUCUCGGGACCGGCUGGUUGGGAAGUUUCUGGAGAAUGACUGCGAGAAAGUCGACAGACUCAUGGAGCUGCACUUCAAGUACAAACGACGGGUGACCCUGGCUGACGAGGAGAUAAAGAGAGAGAGGCAGCUGGACGGGGGGGCGACUGAGGAGGACGACACUGAGGCGUAUCUCCAUCGCCUGGACGCAGGGCUGUUCACGCUCCAGCUGGUGGACUACGUGAUGGCAGAGCUGUACCUCUGUUCCAUUCCAGCCAUCCGGACCCGGAUCCAGACCCUGCUGAGUCAGCACCGAGACACGCUGGCCGGCGUGAGGAUGGUCCUCAGUGAGUACACAGAGAGCCUCGGGGACGCCAGCAGCAGCGAUGCAAUGAAACAGGAUCAACAGAGAGUCAACGAUCUCAUCUCCAAACUCAUCUAAUAGCUGUAUAAUUAUGCCAGACUUGAAUGCACAUCUUUUCUCUCGUGUUCACUAUUCUCUCUCGCCGUUACUUUCUUUACCCUUAAUUGGUUUAUUUUUCUUCAAAUCACGUAUAUAUAGUAAUACACAGUCAUACAAUGCACUUCUUUCUUGUAAGUUAUUGUGAUACUCUUGUGUUGUUGUUUUGUACAAAUGAAUGGUGUAAAGUGAUAGUGUCAAUGGAUAUUGGGCGACUAUUGAACUUUGGUCUUCCCAUUGCUCAUGCCAUGGAAGAGGAGGAGAGAGAGGAACCCGGUCACCAGCCCCACCCCCAGUCUGGUGAGGAGGAGGAGAGAGGGGGUGGGGGAGAAGGAGAAGGAGAGGAGGUAGAGGAAGAGAGGGGAGUAGCAGAGAGAGAGGAGGAGAGAGAGGAGGAGGGGGAGGAGGGUCUGGUUGAAGUCAGGUCUGCUCCACAUCCACAGGAGAGCCACUGUAGACGCC